Cydia fagiglandana is the source of this 1145-nucleotide messenger RNA. RefSeq lists its product as uncharacterized. The transcript has 5 exons. The record is from RefSeq and is a predicted model, not a curated record. Lineage: Eukaryota; Metazoa; Arthropoda; Insecta; Lepidoptera; Tortricidae. The coding region runs from base 492 to 1094 and encodes 200 amino acids.
UACAUGUACCAAUAUUCCUAUUUUAAUGUUUAGAUUUUAUUAACCUAUUUUUAUUAGUCUCGUAAAAUGAUUGGAAAUGUAAGGAUUUCAAAUCAUAUCUAAAAAUGCAGUUUCACGUCUUAUUGUUGUUCAGUGGAUUAUUUUAUUCCUGUUCCGGUUACAAUAUAAGUCAAUUAUUUCUUGCAAAGAACGUAACAGGGAAUAACUGCGUCAAAAAACUACCACAUGUAUUUUUACCGGUCGUCAUAAAAGUCUAUCGGUGGCCAUCCAUUCAACUUAAAAAUGAAACCAAACCUCAAGCUAUGAGUUAUGGUCGACGGGGACAGCUCGCGGAGGCGAGGGGGGGCGCGGGCGCAGCUCGGCACGGCCUGCGACAAGCCGCAAUCAGUGCCCUACGCAACGCUGGUGUUAUGAAACAAUUCUUCAAUCGCUUUCAGUAGCAGAAAACAAAGCCAACUUACGACACAGAAAUCAAACACUACUUCAAAAAUAUGACCAUUCAAUUAAUUUUCAUCGGCGUGACGCUCGGAGUGGCGUUGAACGUCGCUGGCGGCUCGGUGGUCGGGCUAACCUACAUGGAUGACUUCGACUUCGAGCAGCGGUACCGUCGCGUGCAGGACUGCGACCCCUUUUACUGGCACCCCCUCCACCUGCCCGAAGACUGCGCGGACAUGUACGAGAAACUUAUCCGUAAUAGGCUCCCUGUGCGCUUCCCCAAACGAAUCGAUCACCUAGUAGAUGACGAAAACGUCCCUCGCGAGUUAACGCCUUAUGAAGAAAUGUUAGAAUCCGUUCAGAAGGAUGUCAAUAACUUCCCUAGUGUUCCAUCAGUGAGGGACAUGCCUAACUUUGGUCCAGUAGCUGUGUAUCAACAGCCGGUGUCACAGAUCAGCGCGGAUAUGAUUAAAAAGGUUGCAAUGACUUAUAUUCAUUCAUCCGAUGACAAGGAUGAUAAAAGAAAACGCAACCGUAGCGGAAAAAGUGGAAGUAAGUGGAAGGAGCUUGUAAGCCAAGUCCGCCGGCAUGAACGAAAAGGCUGGAAGAAAAUACACAAUGGAGAUAUUGUUAGCCUUACGAAUCCGAAACCUCAGUAAUAAUUAACAUAACAGAUUAACCUAAAUGCACUAAAGCAUGUGUGUAUAUGU